This is a messenger RNA of Racocetra fulgida, 610 nucleotides long. The record is from the annotation of a GenBank genome assembly. Lineage: Eukaryota; Fungi; Glomeromycota; Glomeromycetes; Diversisporales; Gigasporaceae.
AUGGCAAAAGCGAAAGAUGCUAUCAGGCAUAUAAACAUUUUAUUAGAAAAAGUGGCUCUUAUGAAUUUGAAAGCAUUGAGAGGUUUUACAUUAACAGAAAUAAAAGGAAAUAUAGAAUUCAAUGAAGUUAGUUUUUCUUAUCCUACUCGUCCUGACACUUAUGUAUUGAAAAAUAUAAAUUUAUCCAUUCCGGCUGGACAAACAACUGUAUUAGUUGGACAAAGUGGAUCUGGAAAAUCAACUGUGGUUCAAUUAAUUCAACGAUUAUAUGAACCAAGUGAAGGUAUUAUAACUCUGGAUGAACGUGAACUUAAUAUAUUAAAUAUUUCAUGGCUUAGGCAACAGAUUGGUGUAGUAUCUCAAGAGCCAGUACUAUUUGAUGAUACUAUAUUCCAAAACGUUGCUUAUGGAAGACCUGAUUAUUGGAAUGUUUCUAUGGAUGAAGUUAUUGCUGCUUGUAAAACUGCUUGUAUACAUGAAUUUAUCGAAGAACUUCCUGAAGGAUAUCAAACUCGUUUGGGUGAUAAAGCAAGGAAACUUUCUGGUGGUCAACGUCAGAGAUUGGCCAUCGCUCGUGCUUUAAUUAAAAAUCCUGCUAUUCUUAUUCUUG